AUGGAGGACACUGCACAACUCGACGACGCGCUAUAUCGAGCUUGCAUCACAGCAGACUUGCCACAGGUCAAACUUCUGGUCCUGGAGCAAAACGCACAAGUAAACAAGAUUAUCGGUCCCCCUGGUCAGCUGGAUUACUCUUUAAAUCAUGCGACUAAAACUGGUUCGGUCCCGCUGGUGCGCUUUUUGCUUGAUCAUGGCGGUGCCGCUAUCAACGCCGCAGCACUACGAAUCGCUGCCUUCGAAGGAGAUCAACCGAUGUUGCAGCUUCUUCUCGAACCCAUCAAAGCCCAGUUGACGACUUCGGGCAUGUCAAGGAAAUGGCGAGGAGAUCUUGCAUCAAUCUUGGUCGGCACGACGAGGAGAGGUCGCAGUGAGACCGCCGAAGUCCUCAAAGUAUUCCGUUCGAGAGUUCAAGAAUUCGACAAGGCUGUCGAUGCCGGGCUCCUUGCGGCAUGCGCUGCAGGCGACAUGCGCUCUGUCAAAUACUUCAUCGACAUGGGUGCAGAAAACAAAGUCGAAGCUAUAUGCACUGCAGCCGAGUAUCAUCAGUUCGAACCACUGGAAUACUUCUUGGAAAAUCAUGACUUCGAGCCUGAUGAGCUUGUCGAUCCGUUGACAUCGGCAGCUGGUGGUGGCCAUAUGCCAUCGAUCCUCCUACUCAUCGAACAAGGAGCAGAAGAUGAACUAGGCGCUGCACUGGCUAGAGCUGCGAAGUUCUCACACGCCGAAGUAGUACAGCACUUUCUCGGCAUCUUCAGAUACACAAAAGACAAGCUAUCGACAGCGCUUGCGGCGGCCGCUCGUGUAGGCGACACGGCCAUUAUGGAACAGCUUAUUCACAGAGGUGCCCACAAGGGUGCUCAUGGCUCUGGAGCACUGAUACACGCAGUCCAGAGAAGUCAUCUCGCAGCAACAGGGCUCUUGAUCCGAUGUCUUUCACCGAGCCAGGCAGAACUUUCAAGAUCGCUGGAGAAGGCAAUGUUCAUCUGGUUACGACCUGUACAGACGCACAAAUGUUAUCUCUCGAGGACUUCCAGUCUUUCCUCAAGAAGCACAAGCAGCGAGAUGGCUGAACCAACAAUACCAGAAGUUCUACAAAGCAGGGAAGAAUCUCGGAGACGUAUCGUGGAUGUGCUUCUUGAAGCCGGUGGCCGACUGUCGGAGCUGUACUACUGUCGGCUUCUGGAGAUGAUGAUUCUUACUCAGAACCAGUAUGGCGUCGAGCUACUACAUGACAGCGCCAAGUUUACCACGGUCGAUACGCUACCCGACGAAUACCUGAUCAGUCUCGCGAUAUUUCACCAACAAGACGACAUGGUGAACCUUUUACUCGGCUUCCCUGUAGCACGUAGCCCUGAGCCAGCGGAGUCGACAGAGCUGAGCAGCGUACAAUCGAUCGCCGAUAACACCCAAGCAUGGGAGUCGAAAGUCUACAACCCAAUCCCCAGCCCACUCAUUCUGGCAGCAAAAUCCCAGAAUGAGCAUUGGUGUAGGACACUCAUUAGUCGUGACGAGACUGACGUCAACGAAUGGUGCUCAUACAGGCCGAGCAAAAGACUCUUGAGCUUCUACGGCUUCGACAGAAAAACACAAACGCUAAAAGAGGAACAGUAUGAGGAACUCGGUUGUCCGUUCGGUCCCGAGGCGUUACGCGACUGUGCUUUAUCAAUGGCUAUUCGCUCACGGGACAUACCCAUCAUUCGUCUGCUUAUCGAGAACGGCGCAGAUCCAUGGGUGAACCGACAAGGCAUUUCCAUCUUCGAGAUGGCAGCAAAGGAAAAGUUUUUGCGAGACACUCUGUUGUUCUUAGAGGACUCUACUACCAAGUUUAACAUCGAUCGACGGGAAUGGGACGGCGGCAAAAGCAUGCUCCAUUGGGCUGCGAUAUAUGGUAACGGUGACUUGAUUGACCUGUUUUGCAGAAAAGGAGCUACGAUCGACCUCACAGACGCAAUGCACAGGACAUCACUACAUCUGGCUGUCACGGCCGGAAACAUUGACACUGUCAAAGGCUUGCUAUGGGCUGGAGUCAGGACAUCACUGAGGGAUGUAGGUGAUUGCCUAUGCGCGGACGAGCUUGCCGCGAAACUAGCACAAGAAGCUUCUUGGUCAGAUCCCUUACGAGCAGUCAGAUUUGAGAUUAGCCGAUUCCUGGAUGAUUGGGUGAAGAAUAACAUGGAUCACCUCGACGCUGCCAACAUCCGUCGAGAAUCGAAGGCAGCUGAAGAGAGAGCAAAGGUGGAAGAGGCUACACAGUCAGCGGGAGAUGACCUCUUAGACCAUUUUAGCGAUGAAGAUAGCGUGCAUUGGAGUGACGAGGAGUGA
This is a messenger RNA of Aureobasidium vineae, 2328 nucleotides long. The record is from the annotation of a GenBank genome assembly. NCBI's taxonomy places the organism in Eukaryota, Fungi, Ascomycota, Dothideomycetes, Dothideales, Saccotheciaceae.